UUCCCUGGUGUUAGUUUCAAGCACGUGCUGCUCCGGAAAAUGGGUGCUCUGGCUGAUGUGAAGGAACCCUCUCAUCUUGUCUCGAAAGAGCAGAUUAAAAAGGCAACGCAAACUUUGUGGGAAUAUAAAAAAAAGAAACAAAAUGCUAACACAUUGCUUUUGAAUGAGAAUGAGAAUGUGUUUUUAAUGGUAACAUUAUGGAAAAUUCCCCCAAAUGGAAAAGAAAUCAAAAUACCUUUGCCACAUGGUAUUAGACCUAAUACAAAAGAUGUUUGUUUAUUUACGAAGGAUGAAUCCAAUUUAACUUCAGAACAGACAGAAAAUUUCUAUAAGCAGCUUUUGAAAAAGAAGGGGAUCACAAGCAUUACUGAGGUCAUCCCUUAUGCUAGAUUAAAACAUGAAUAUAAACCAUAUGAAGCUAAACGGCGUCUUUUAAGCAGUUUUGACCUUUUCCUUGCCGAUGAAAGAAUUAGACGACUUUUACCUUCACACAUAGGAAAGCAGUUCUAUCGUAGAAAGAGGGUACCUUUAUCAGUAGACCUCACUACCCGGAAUUUGUCAGAACAUAUCGAUAGAAUUAUCCAAGGAACUUCAUUAAGUGUUAGUAAUCAUGGUUGUUGCAAUACUGCACGUGUGGGUCACACAGGAAUGUCUAUAGAUCACCUAGUGGAAAAUGUUAUUGCUGUGGUGGAUGUGCUUUCAGAAAAGUUGCCAGAGAAGUGGGAGAGUGUAAAAAUGUUACACCUGAAAACAGAAAAAUCUCCUUCCCUUCCAAUCUUUUCUUCAUUUGUUUCCUAUUUGGGUUCUCAAAAACGUAAGAAGCAAAAGCAAAGCAAAAAAGUGACCAUCAAGCCUGCCCAGACUGCAGUGAAGGUUGAAAAUAAGGUUGAAAAUGCUUCAGAAGGUCAUGAACUAGAGGUGGAAAAGGAGGGCAAAGCAGAUUCUGAUUCGGAGGAGGAAAUUCCACAGCUAGUUCCAGUCCAAGCAACAUCUCAAAAGCGCCCGAAGAAAGCAACCCAGAUAAAAGAUUCUAUAGGAGAAGACCUCGGUGCUGAAAUACCACAAGUAAAAACUCCUGGUAAAAAGAGAAAGGCCUCCAAUGCUCUGGAGAUGCCAAAACAAAUGAACAAAGUUUCCACAACUUUGAAGAAGACUCCAGCUAGUGACAAAUGUAAGAAGCCAAGGAUCCAGCCCUCAAAGAACUUGAGAAAAAAAGUAACUCCUCUUUAAAGCCUAUGUCCUGGAAUAGACUCAAGAAACUAAGACUUCAUUUAUUACUCAAAAUAAAGUAGGGAAAACUGAAUGACUUUAAAAUAAAAUUUAUUUUUACUUUUUUUUCUAAUUCAUAUAAAAAAUUUAAUAUUUCAUUGUCAUAGCUAUGAUUGAGUUCCUUAAUAUGCUAUUGCAUUUGUUCCUGAGCAAGUCUUCCUCAUGUAUUUAAAAUGUGUCUGGUCUAUUCAUUUUCUUGGAAAUAUUAGCUUAAGCCUUAUGACUUAAACUGUUUCUUCUCAGAUGUAAUGCAUUUGUUUACUAUGAUAGACUGUUUUAAGUCUAAUAUUCCUGAAGGCAAGAAGUUAAUUUAUACAAAGUUAGUGAAGGCCAGAGAAUGCUAUUUGCUUCUAUAAGAUUUUUCCUUCUCCUAUCCCUCAUUCCUUUCUUACAUCCAAAAGGUCCCAACCUCAAAAGUGGGUUAGAUGUGGAAUUAGAAUUUUCAGGAUAGACUAGAUAAAAUGACUGAAAAUAGUUUUUUAAAAACAAUAAAUAUUUGUUACAUUUGUAUUCUUGGAAUUUUCAUUGGUUUUGAUUGAAACCAAAGACAGUAAAAAAAAUUAUGUGCAUUCGUUUCAAUUUUCUGCCUUUUAUUUUAGUUUGACAAUCCUAGUUAUUAAUAAGUUAUUUUGAAGAAUUGCAACCCAGGAACAGAUUUUUCAAUUAGGCAUAGUUUAAAAUCUAGUAACAAAAAUAACAAAAUUUUUAUAGAAAUGAAAGAACCAUCGUAAAGUUUAGACAAUUGUGGUUAUGGCAAUAUAUCUAGUCAAUAUAAUAUGCUUCUGAUUUGCUUUUUUGUCUUCAAUUUUCUUCUAAAUAAACAUGAUUGAAAAAGUU
Antechinus flavipes (yellow-footed antechinus) is the source of this 2106-nucleotide messenger RNA. RefSeq names its product ribosomal L1 domain-containing protein 1-like. Gene Ontology annotation, cellular component: 90S preribosome. NCBI's taxonomy places the organism in Eukaryota, Metazoa, Chordata, Mammalia, Dasyuromorphia, Dasyuridae. The record is from RefSeq and is a predicted model, not a curated record. The transcript is spliced from 9 exons. The coding region runs from base 40 to 1230 and encodes 396 amino acids.